Molecule: messenger RNA, 240 nt
Organism: Monoraphidium neglectum
Lineage: Eukaryota; Viridiplantae; Chlorophyta; Chlorophyceae; Sphaeropleales; Selenastraceae
Exons: 1
Source: RefSeq, a predicted model, not a curated record
ACGCAGGCCGGCGCGCAGACCUUUUUGCUGAAGCUUGGCGCCUAUUGCGCCGCGAUCGCCUGUGUCGGCACCCUCUGGGCGGGCGUGGGCUCGCUGGUCUUUGCGACCAAGGGCGACCUCAAGGACGAGGUCAAGGACCUCCACUCGAAGCUUGACAGGAUAAUCGAGGGCAUGGCCGAGAUCAAUGCGGACGUCGCCGCGCUGAGGGCCAAGAGCGAGGCGCGGAGGCACGCGCCUUGA